Penicillium psychrosexuale is the source of this 201-nucleotide messenger RNA. RefSeq lists its product as uncharacterized. Bases 1 to 201 code for a protein of 66 amino acids. Lineage: Eukaryota; Fungi; Ascomycota; Eurotiomycetes; Eurotiales; Aspergillaceae. The transcript has a single exon. The record is from RefSeq and is a predicted model, not a curated record.
AUGGCCCGUCGGUUUCCUCGUGGGCAGAAUCUUACCCUCGGGUUGAGUGUCUUCCUCUUUAUCUUCAUGUUUCUGCCUACCUUUGUUAUUCUGCUAGCCGUCAUCGUAUUCUUUGGGCUGGUGUAUCCGCGAUUACGCAAGUCGUACAGCCUUGCCCCCGAAGGAGAGCUGGAGUCUCGGCAGUCGGAAACCAAAGAUUGA